Aedes aegypti (yellow fever mosquito) is the source of this 4335-nucleotide messenger RNA. It is a transcript of the gene Cow, whose product is annotated as proteoglycan Cow. The coding region runs from base 551 to 2539 and encodes 662 amino acids. The transcript is spliced from 11 exons. Lineage: Eukaryota; Metazoa; Arthropoda; Insecta; Diptera; Culicidae. The record is from RefSeq and is a predicted model, not a curated record. Gene Ontology annotation, biological process: establishment of protein localization to extracellular region. Gene Ontology annotation, molecular function: protein binding; calcium ion binding.
GAAUCCUCCUCGGACCAAUUGAUUUCGGGCGUUUCAAGGUGUCGGAAGUGUGUCCUUCUCAGUUCGCGGUGGUUCUGUCCCCUGUACUUAUAGUGUCGUUCCGUGGAGGCAAUCUUCUCUACUUGUGGAAGUAUCCGUGCGUCGGUGUGCGUUUGUGUGGUCUGUUGGAAUUUUCGGCCAUUUCAAUUCGACGUGCCGGGGCCAAGUAAGGGAGUGUUGAGUGAGGGAAUUUGUGGAUAAUUGGCGUCGAGAAAGCUCGAUUUGCUGGAUUCUCGGAACUUGGACGGUUCCUGGAGGAUCUUUGUGCUAAACGCGACAGAGCGAUUGGAGUGUACGUGAAAAGCUUCGUGGAAUACGCAUUUCGUGGAAACUUGUGAGGAAGGAGGUGAAGUGAAAAUCUGUGGCGCCAGUGGGUGGGCUCAUUAAAUCCUUCUAGCUGUGGUGUUCUACUAGUGCAAGGUGAAAACAGUUUGGAUUUAUCAGGCUCUGUGAAGUCGGAAGAAGGCAAAGUUGACAGUCACCAAUACUACUGUACGACGUCUGAGCGAAGAUGAACAAACUAGGCCUUACGGUAAAGGUGCUGCUGGUACUGGCCCUAGUCGGUACGUUCGUAGCGGAUGCCAAGAAGAAGCCGAACAAGUACGGGGAUGGCGAUUUCGAGUUUGUCGAUGAGGAUGAUAAAAGCAAUCAGCAGCAGCAGUUGGACUCGAUUCAGAAGCAGCAACAGCAACAACUACAGCAGCAACAACAGCAACAGCAGCAGAUUCCCGAGAAGAAGAAAUGGAUCCACGACCCUUCCAGUGAUCUUUGCAAACCACUGAAUUGUAAAAAGAAAGAGCUAUGCUUACUGGAGGACGCGUACACGGCCGUUUGUGUUUCGAAGAAAGAGCUGCACAAAAAUAAAUUCAUCAACAGCUACAAUACGCUCUCCAACAGAGACGAAAUAAUCACCAAGACCAAAUACCUAGAGCAAGAGGAAGCCAAACGGAAAAUCGAGGCGGAGGCUGCCGAAUCGGGUCUGAUCAAUGGAGCCAGUAACAUUGGAAGCAGUGGAAGCAGCAGCAGUAGUUCCAGCAACAGCGGUAGCCUCGAUUCCAGUUCCAGUGAUAGCAACAUUGGCGGAAGCGGCAGUAGUAUCAGUUCGAACAGUGGAAGUAGCUCCAGCACAAAUAGCGAAGGAGACGAUUUGCUGCAGCGUGAUCAGGAAGAUCCGGACGACGAAAGCUCCGCCCAGGAAGAUGACGUUUUCUACGACAGUGAUGGAGGCGAGAAGGAGGAAGAAAAUUGCAAACCCUGCCCGGUGGUGAAGCCUACGUUCCUCUGCGGAAGUGAUAACCGAACUUACUCGUCGCUAUGUCGGAUGGAGUAUCACAACUGUAUUCAUGGUAGCUUUGUCAAGGUGAACUGUAAGGGAUUCUGUCCGUGUAAAGAUACCAGCCUAGGGUCGGACCUGAAGAAGCAACAGCGGAUGGCCGACCGGAUGAACGCCUUCAAUGCCAAGUACCAGCGAACGAUCGAAAGCAACGACAUCAACGCCAACGGAGGAGGCAUGGACGGAAGCAGCAGUUCCUCCUCGUCGUCGAGUGCCAAUGGAAAGCAGAAGGAAGAAAAGAACCGUCAUUUCAAUCACAUUAAUUCACAGUACACGUUUACCCCGGAGGACAUCAAGUACGACAACAAGCACUACAAGUACAUAAAGUAUACUUCGUACAAGUCCAAGCCCCGCCAACAGCAGCAGCAGCAGCAACAGCAACCUCAGUACGAUUCGUUUGGACUGUCACAGGGAUCUUCGUCCUCGUCCCGUGCUAAUGAAGACAAGCACAAAAUUCGUGGCUACAAUGAAGUCCUCGAUAAACCAGUUAGCAAAUCCCCAAAGUUGUCCAACAAUGCUGCACGCUACCCGAUGAAAUCGAUUGAGUGCAAACCGCAGCAGCUGACCGCCAUCGGUAACCGGCUACUGGAUUGGUUCUCGGUCAUCAUGGCCGACAGCAAGAAACGCCGCCAGCACCAGCAGCAGAAGAACAAGGUCCAUUUCCCGGCCGCGUGCAAAUUGGAAGCCCGCUGGAUGUUUGGCCAUCUGGAUCUGAACAACGAUGGCGAAUUGUCCUCGCAGGAACUGUACGAUUUGGAACAUGACCAGAACGAACGCUGCAUCAAACCGUUCAUCGACACCUGCGAUCUGGAUCAGGACAAUACAAUCGAUCCACGGGAGUGGUGCCGUUGCUUCGAAAAGACCGACCGGCCUUGCGCUGCUGUACGAAGGCGUCUUGGUACCGAUUUGAAUGGUUCGGGAUACGCCCCGGAUUGCGACAGUCAAGGAUUCUACAAGCCUACUCAGUGCCACCAGGCAGUAGGCGUUUGCUGGUGUGUAGAUGAACACGGCGUGGAGUUCGCUAAUACACGUACUCGCGGAAAACCGAACUGCGACGAGAUAAUCAACAACGCGAACACGCUCAACACCGACGACGAGGAUGCCGAAGAUUCCGAAGAUGAUGAUGACAGCCAGGAAGGCAGUGCCGAUCGUCUGUUGGUUUUCUAAAGCGAACGAAGCGCCAUUUUCCUUCUGCCCCGCCGCAGAAGAAAAACUUUUUAGUCCCAUCAUCCCUCCUGGGCUUUCCAUACGGAGGUAUCAGCUUCCGGUUUUUCUUUUUUGUUCAUUUCUCGGUGCAAAGAGUUUCCGUUUCUAUUUGGAAUAACCGUUGAUUUUGGUAGUUGGCUUUUUUGUCAUAAUUUGCUUUUGAAUCAUUUUCUCCGUAUCUUGGAAACUUGUUGAUUGAUAUGUUUUUGUGCUGAAAACUUUGACGUUCAGUGCAUUCCCAUGUUUUGUUUCGAUGAUAUAAAAAGAAUCUUACAUGUCUUUCCCGUAUGGAAGCAGAGAAGAAGCGUAAAAACAUGAAAAUUAGAAAAGCAAACACUAAAACAUCCCCGUCCUUUAUUAGCGUCGUGAAUCUUAACUGUUAUUAAGUUUGUACUUUUGGAUAAAAAUGAUUGUGAAACACUAAUUAUUAGACGAGGAGAUAACUAAGGAAAAUUUUCGUCCGUAGGAUUAAAGGCAGAAUUUGGAUAGAAAUUUGUCAAUCAAGAAAUGAUACCUCUGAAUGGUGCUUGGUAGGCUUUUGCGUAGACAAGAUGUAGGAAUUUACCAACGAUUUUGAUCAAGGUAGCCUUGAACAUUCUUUAAAGUCUUAAGCCUACUGUAGCAUGCUUUGAUGAAAGAUUCUAUCGCAAUACAUACCAUGAACUAACGUACGACCUACUGAGGGAGGUAUGAACGAAUUUGGCUAGCUAAAGAAAAUGAACUUGAAUUUGUUUUGAUAUUAAUCGCGAUAUGUCCCAAAAUAAAACAGGAUCCCUUCCUCUAGUUUGUCAGCCGUGUAACAUUUAUGUUGUGUUAUCGUAUUAUGUAAGGAUGAAUACACUCUACUUAUAAGUGAAGAAAACAGACGUAAAAAUAUUGUUGUAAAAAGCCUUAUUUUUGCAAGUAAAGAUACAAUUCAAACUACUACUAGCAAAUAAAUAAAAAGAGAAAAUCGAAAACAAAAACACAACUUUCAUUAAUCGUAGUAGGUCAUCAGUAUUUAUACUAAUGUUAAGCAGCAAACGAAAGUCAGCCACUCUUGAUUCAAAAAAAAAUGCACCGCGCUUUGAGUGUUGGAAGGGUUAGCAAAGAGAAACAGAUGCAACACUAAUUGUGAUUGUUCUACAACUACACCACCACUACCACCAUCAAACCCAAUAGAUAAAAAUAUAGUUUAACAGUUGGAUUCACAUUGCACUGAUUUUGCAAACUGGACGCCGCCAUCUUGGACGAACGUUUCUUUUGGGUUAUCCUAGAAAAUGAUACAAAAAAAGCUUACUAGAAAAGUCGUCGCAAGCAAAAGUAGAAUCAAAGCAAGCAAAACAAGAAUGCCACUCGCGUAACCAUUUUAGUAGAUGAAUGAUAAGGAUAUAAGAAGGAAAUCGCUAACCCAGAAUUGGAAAGCAAGCCAACUAGAUGAAGAAAUUAAAACUCAACACCCUAAUUGGAUUAACAUUAAAUAGCUAAUAGGACAAUUAUACAACACAGGUCAAAAUAAGUCAACUCGCAAUUCGAACACAAGUGACAAAUUUAAGACAAAAAUCUCUGUGAAUUCUUUUGAUAUAAGUAAAAAAAAACUUCAUACUCAUCCACACGUAAGAAUGAAAACAGCUGAACAGCAAUUGGAUACAUUCGGAGUGAAUCAAUACAACAGCCAUGUGGCUUUGAAUAAGCGAAGAAACCGACAAUGUUUGACAAUUUAGUAAAUCUUAAGCAUUUUAAUGGAGGACGAGAAAUAAACAACAUCUGGUAAGGUA